This is a messenger RNA of Helobdella robusta, 1917 nucleotides long. RefSeq lists its product as hypothetical. Gene Ontology annotation, molecular function: RNA polymerase II cis-regulatory region sequence-specific DNA binding; DNA-binding transcription factor activity, RNA polymerase II-specific. The record is from RefSeq and is a predicted model, not a curated record. NCBI's taxonomy places the organism in Eukaryota, Metazoa, Annelida, Clitellata, Rhynchobdellida, Glossiphoniidae. Gene Ontology annotation, biological process: regulation of DNA-templated transcription. The coding region runs from base 1 to 1686 and encodes 561 amino acids. The transcript is spliced from 15 exons. Gene Ontology annotation, cellular component: nucleus.
AUGCACAUUGAUGAUGGCCAAGAUGUUUAUGAAGUGUUCAAUGGAGAAAACGAUUCCAAUUUAUUCAAACUUAACUCUUGGAAAAAAGAUGAAGAUGAUAUGUUGAGAAUGUUAGUUGAACAUAAUGGUACUGACUCAUGGCUAUCAAUUUCAAGAUUGAUGGAGGGAAAAACUGAACUGCAGUGCAAAAAAAGAUGGGAGACGUAUUUAGAUCCUGAUCUAAUCAAGGGGCCGUGGACUAGAUUGGAAGACGACAAAUUAACGGAAUUAGUUGAGGAAUUUGGAAGGAAGAAAUGGUCGUACAUCGCCACAUACCUAAAAGGGCGAACUGGUAAACAAUGCAGGGAGAGAUGGCACAACCACUUGAACCCCGAGGUGAACAAGGCGGCCUGGUCGAAGGAUGAGGAUCUGCUCCUCUAUGAAAUGCAUAAAAUUCAUGGAAAUAAAUGGGCCAAAAUAGCCAAAUACUUCAAUGGCAGAACUGAUAAUUCAAUAAAAAAUCAUUGGCAUGGAACGGUAAGGAGAAGAUAUUACCAAAAAAAUACGCCUGGUCCUUGUGGCAGUCCCAACGUCGUGGCACUCUCUAUACUCAAGCGAUGUGUCUCUGAGUCUGGAAACAACGAAAAUGAAAUUUCAUCUGAAAACUUGAUAAGCCAGAGUAAAUCUCGAGAUGCCAGAAGCACUGUGAUCAACAGAAACACAUGUUCAUUAGAAGCUGAUGCUGAACAAAACUUCUGGUUAAAAGAAUUGUUAAGUGAAAGUGAUUCAGAAAGCAAUGAUCAUUCAAUGGAGAAUCUAUCAAAUGCUUCAUCUGGCCUCAAUUUACCAGCUUUUAAAACGAAUGCAUCACCUCAAACUGCAACCAGUGAAACAGUGAAGUCAGCUCCAGAAAUUGAAUCAGCGUGGAACUCGAGCAUCGGAACAUCUUCGUCGUCGACGUCAUCGCUCGUUACCAAACCAUCAACAGUGCCUUCGCCACUUGAUACCUCGCUGCCGCAGACCCCAUCAUCAGAGUUUUUCCACGUUGCGGGGUUUUCUCCUAAUUGUACUCCACAGUUAACGAACGGAAUGAAUAUUUUAUGUGAUGAUGGCGAGGAAUGCCAGCUCAACACUCCAGUCCACAGUGUUGAAUUGAAUAACAAAAAGGUGGUUGUUUUACGAACUCCUGUACUGCCAAGAUUUCAUGUACAAACCUCCAGUUCUCAGAAGAAAGUUUCUGACAGACUGCUAGGUGUAAAAGGUCGUAUUCUUCUUCAGCAAUUCCCGUUGUCGGCGAAUAAUUUGGAGAUGGGUGAGAAUGACAGAAGUGUUGGCAAAGUUAUCGAACAAAAAGGUGUGAUAUCAAAAAGAACUCCGGGUGAACACGAAAACACUGAUCGUCGUAUCAACCAAAUCAUUCCUUCUAAAGAUACUGCUUACUUGCAUUUGGAUAGAUACGCCGAAUGUGAUUAUGAGGCUGAACUGUUGCUGAAAGAUUCCAGCAUUGAAUUGCAUCAGGAUAUCGAAGCAUCAGAGUUUCAUGAACAACAGGAAUCCGAGAGUUUUGAUCUUUGGUUCAAAGUGGCCUGUGGAAUGACGAAAACACAAGAAGAACUCAUCAAACAAGCCAAACAAUUCAUGAACGCCACUAACCACUCAAAAUCUUUAAAAACAGAACAAAACGAGCUGGUAGAUGUUGAAAAAUAAUAUUUGAUAUAUUAAAUUUUUUUCCCAUUGAAAGUAUAUUUUUGUAUUAACGACGCUUGCUAUUUUCGUUUCUCAUUGCGUCAACACCAAAACUCACUCUGUUAGUCAUUUUUAUCGUUUUUUUCAGCGAGGUGUUAACGUUACCUUCUUAUCAUGCAGGACUUAUCUUUAACAAAUUUAUUUUAAUCGAUAUUUAACAAGCGUCAAUAAAUUAACUAUAUCACAUUUUGA